This is a messenger RNA of Microcebus murinus (gray mouse lemur), 939 nucleotides long. Its product is annotated as olfactory receptor 6C2-like. Gene Ontology annotation, molecular function: olfactory receptor activity; G protein-coupled receptor activity. Gene Ontology annotation, biological process: G protein-coupled receptor signaling pathway. Gene Ontology annotation, cellular component: membrane. Lineage: Eukaryota; Metazoa; Chordata; Mammalia; Primates; Cheirogaleidae. The record is from RefSeq and is a predicted model, not a curated record.
AUGAGAAACCAUACAUCUUUAACUACAUUCAUACUUCUAGGACUUACAGAUAAUCCUCAAAUGCAAGUUCUGAUUUUUAUAUAUCUGUUUGUCUCCUACAUAUUGAGUAUGACUGGGAACCUGCUCAUCAUCACACUCACUUUACUGGAUUCCCACCUUAAAACCGCCAUGUACUUUUUCCUCAAAAAUUUCUCCUUUUUAGAAACUUUAUUCACCACAGUCUGUAUUCCCAGAUUCCUAUAUAGCUUGUCAACUGGGGACAAGACUAUCUCUUAUGAUGCUUGUGUUGCUCAACUAUUUUUUGGCAUCUUGUUUGGAGCUACAGAAUUUUUUCUCCUAGCCGUCAUGUCGUAUGAUCGCUAUGUAGCUAUCUGCAAACCCUUGCACUAUGUGACCAUCAUGAAUAGCAAAGUCUGCGGAUGGCUUGUUACCUGCUGUUGGAUAGCAGGUUUGUUGGUCAUAUUCCCACCACUUUGCCUGGGCUUAAACCUGGAAUUCUGUGACUACAAUGUCAUCGAUCAUUUUGCCUGUGAUGCUUCUCCUAUGUUAAAAAUCUCUUGUUCAGACACAUGGCUUAUAGAGAAGAUGAUCAUUGCCCUUGCUGUGCUGACCACCAUCAUGACACUUCUGUGUGUAGUCCUGUCCUAUGUGUAUAUCAUCAAGACCAUCAUAAAGUUCCCUUCUGCCCAGCAAAGAAUGAAGGCCUUUUCUACCUGCUCAUCUCACAUGAUUGUGGUUUCUAUCACAUAUGGUAGUUGUAUUUUUAUCUAUAUCAAACCUUCAGCAAAAGAUAGAGUGGCAAUUAAUAAGGGUGUGUCGAUGCUUAAUACAUCAUUUGCCCCCAUGUUAAACCCAUUUAUUUAUACCUUGAGGAAUAAACAAGUGAAACAAGCUUUCACAGACUUAAUCAAAAGAAUUUCAUUGAUCUCAAAGAAGUAA